AUGCCUCGAAGGCGUUCCAGGUCUUCGUCCCGGAGGCGGAGGUCGAGGGAGAAGGCCAAGGAGAGAGGCCGCAAGAGGCGGAGGUCCAGCUCGAGCAGAAGAUCCGUGGAGGAGCUGACUCCAGAGAUGCUGGAGGCGCAGAGAAAGCAGAAGGCAUUGGAAGAGAAGCUGAUCGAGGAGGAGGUGUGGCGCCGCUACGAGGCCGAGCUGCAGAGUGCCCUAGACCAGCGCUUGGCCAGCACCGAGUUCCGGGAAAUGGUGAAGGUCAAAGUUGACCAGGAGCGCACUCGCCUUGAGGAGGUAAUGCUGAGAGAGGUCGAGGAGGCAAAGCAAGCGAUCCUGGAGGACGUAACUCGCAAGCAGAAGGAGGAGGAGGAGAAGGAGAGAGCAGAGGAGGAGCUUCGAAAGAAGGAGGCCGAGAAGGAGCAAGCGGUGAAGCAAAAGCAGCUUGAGGCGCAGGCCAAGCUGGACGAGCAGCGGCUAAAGGACCUGGAGCAGCGGCAGGAGGAGCAGCGGAAGAGGCGCGAUGCCAAGGUGGCGGAGGAGGCUAAGAAGGUGGCAGAGACCUCUCGGCUGCUCAACACCCAGGGCCAGCGCCAGUCUGUGGGCUUCAAGCUGAAGCAGAACAUCAUCUGCAGACCGAGCCGGCUGGGCUUUGCAGUGGGCUGGCCGGAGCCUCUGGGAAGUUUGGGCUGUUUGGUCUGGAUGCCGGCCGAGCAGCAAAAGCUGAUCCACCAGGGCAAGAUCCUGGAUGACAAGAGCCUCGUCAAGGACAUCGGCAUCAAGGAGGGCGAGUUCGUGGUUGUGAUGUUAUCCAAGGCCAGUUCUUUCAGCUGGCGAGAAAUAUGCGGACUCGGAGUCGACCCACCAACUUGA
Molecule: messenger RNA, 876 nt
Organism: Effrenium voratum
Lineage: Eukaryota; Dinophyceae; Suessiales; Symbiodiniaceae
Source: the annotation of a GenBank genome assembly